Messenger RNA from Anoplopoma fimbria (sablefish), 1009 nucleotides. Its product is annotated as E3 ubiquitin-protein ligase parkin-like. The record is from RefSeq and is a predicted model, not a curated record. Gene Ontology annotation, molecular function: ubiquitin-protein transferase activity; protein binding. Lineage: Eukaryota; Metazoa; Chordata; Actinopteri; Perciformes; Anoplopomatidae. Gene Ontology annotation, cellular component: cytosol; mitochondrion. The transcript has 8 exons. The annotation marks the transcript as partial.
AGGACUACAACACCCAGAGUGCACGGCGGUCGGCACAUAAACACGAAUGGAGACUGAAGGACGAAGCGACUGAUGUUAGUGUUCGUGCGGUACAACCUGGGGCCUGGUGUGCCGGUGGAGCUGCAGGAGGAGGCGAGGGUGGAGCAGCUGAAGGAGCUGGUGGGGAGUCAGCAGGGAGUCCGUCCGGAGCUCCUCAGGGUUCUGUUUGCUGGGAGGGAGCUGAGGAGCUCCUUCACACUGCAGGGUUGUGACCUCCCAGAGCAGAGUACCAUCCAUGUCCUCCUCCCUAAAUCUGGUUCCUCCCCCUCCCAGCUUCUCCUCCUGCAGGAGCGCCUGAUUCGGGGAGGGGAGGACGAGCAGAAUGCUCUGACCAGGCUGGACCUCAGCUCCUCACACCUCCCCUCCACCUCCUCCGGCUUGGCGGUGAUUCUUGAGGGGAGUGAUGGUGGAGGAGAGAAAGGAGCAGGAGGAGGUGACAGAGGAGCAGAGGAGGUGACAGAGGAGGUUCAGGCUGCAAGUCUGAAAGGUGUGCGUACCUGCAGUACUUUCUUUGUGUACUGUAAGAGCUGUAGGUCGAUCCAACCGGGAAAGCUGAGGAGAGUCCGUCCUGUUGGGACGACGUCCUCCUCCCCGGUCGCGUCCAUGGCUUGUGUCAAUCAGACGGUUGUCACAGCAACGUGUGUGUGUGUACAGGAGUUCUACAUGAAGUGUGCGUCCCAUCCGACCUCAGAAGACGAAAUCUCUGUGGCCCUCGACCUAAUUAUGACCAACAGCAGAGACGUCCCCUGUAUCGCCUGCUCCGACAUCAUGGCUGUGGUCCUGGUCUUCCAAUGUUCAGAGCGUCAUGUGAUCUGUCUGGACUGUUUCCAUGGUUACUGUCGGACUCGUCUCAAUGAGAGACAGUUUGUGUCUCAUCCUGUGAUUGGCUACUCGCUGCCGUGUGCUGCCGGCUGUGUCGACUCUCUCAUUAAAGAGUCGCAUCAUUUCAGGAUUUUUAGGAGACGAUCAG